UUUACAGCACACGCUGCUGAUAUUCGGCAAGCCGGUGUGUUUUCGGCAGCAUGAGUAGAUGAGAGAAGUCAAUUCACUGUUACUUUCCGUGAAUUUAUUCUAUGAUUUUGAUGCAGCGGUCAUUUUUUCUUUAUAAUGCAUCAACGAAAUCUGUCAGCGUCUCCAAACUGGUACUGUUCACGCUGCAGUGACAUUAAUAGAAAGGGAGUGCUGGGUUUUGGAGCAAAGAAUACAAUCUAUCUGCUAAAUGUAACUGCAGGAUGUCCAGCAGUAACAGGUGAACUCACUGGACACACUGAGAGAGUUUCUGGUUUUGCAUUUUGCUCCCAUGAUGGACAAGAACACAUUUGUGCUAGUACUUCAGAUGAUAAGACGGUCAAAAUCUGGGACACUGAGCAGAAAAUUCUGUUAAAAGAGCACAAUGUCCACCAAAACACCAUCUCAGCAAUCCACUGGUCUCCGGUGCAAAAACUUCUUCUAGUCACUGGAGAUGAAAAGGGCAUUGUGGUGUGCUAUUGGUUUAGCAGUAAUGACACCCAGAGCUUCUUCCCUGAACCUCGAACAAUCUUCUGCUUGUCCUGCUCUCCACAUGAAGAAAACUACAUUGCAGUUGGGUAUAAGGAUGGAAUGAUAGUAGUGAUAGACAUCAGUAAGAAAGGGGAGGUGAUUCAUCGACUGAGGGGGCAUGAUGAUGAGAUUCACGCAUUGGCAUGGUGCCCUCAACCCAGAGAAGAGCCUCUAUAUGGGCGAUCAGAAGACAACACGGAUGGAAGCAAUGAGGUGACCGAAGGAGCAGAAAUGGGGUGUUACCUGGCAUCAGGUAGUCGAGAUCAAACCGUGCGGAUAUGGAGCACAGCCAGAGGAAAAGGUGUAAUGACCCUAAAGCUUCCCUUCCUGAAGAGACGAGGAACAGGAGUUGAUCCAGCAGUGAAGGAAAGACUCUGGCUGACUGUCCACUGGCCUAAGGGGAGACCUUCACAGAUUGUGUCCAGCUGUUUCGGCGGUGAGAUCAUAAUGUGGGAUCUCAAGAAGUCAGGCAAGCAGAAGUGGAGUCUACUGGGCAGUUCUUCAGAUGGACAGAAUCACAGCCGUAUCGUCUUCAACAUGAGCUCGUUUCGCUCUGGAGAACAAGAACUUCUGCUCAGUACAUCAAUGGACAGAGAGAUUAAGUGUUGGGACCUGGCAUCUCUGGAAUGUUGUUGGACUCUGCCCACUCUGGGUGGGUUUGUGUACUGUCUCAGCUUUUCUCCAGUUGCCACCGGCUGCCUGGCUCUAGGCGUCGGGGACAGCAUGAUCCGGGUCUGGAACACCCUGUCUAUUCAGAACCAAUAUGACAUAAAGACAUUUUGGCAAGGGAUCAAAUCUAAAGUCACAGCCUUGGCAUGGCAUCCACUAAAAGAGGGCUCUCUGGCGUUUGGUACAGAUGACGGUAAAGUGGGCAUCUAUGAGGUUUACUCUAACAAGCCGCCUCAAAUCUCAAGCACUUACCACCGCAGAACUGUCUACUCUCUCUCAUGGGGCCCUCCUGUGCCGCCCUUGUCUUUUGGGGGAUCAGGAGACAAGCCGUCCUACAGCUUAUACAGCUGUGGUGGAGAGGGGGUCAUCUUUCAGCAUGACCCUUGGAAGCUCUCAGGGGAGGCCAGUAACAUUGACAAACUCAUCCGUGACACCAACAACAUCAAACACAAGAUCCCCCCCCAUACAGACAUCAGCUGGAAGCCAGACGGCAGUGUUUUGGCCAUUGGAAAUGAAGAUGGGUCCAUAGAGGUAUUGAAGGCUCCCAUGCUGAAGCUCUUGUGCACAUUGCAGCAGCAUCACAAGAUCAUUAAUUCUCUGCGCUGGCAUCAUGAACACUCCUCUCAGAAUGAUCUGCAGUAUCUUCUGGCGUCUGGCUCCAGUAAUGCCAUAGUCUAUAUCCAUGACCUAAAGAGCGCCAUUGAAUCUCCAUCAGAGAGUCCAGUGCUGAUGACAGAGCCUUUUAGAACUCUCUCUGGUCACACUAACAAAAUCACUAGCCUAGCCUGGAGCCCCCAUCACGAUGGCCGUCUGGUGACAGUGUGUUAUGAUGGAACUGCUCAGGUGUGGGAUGUGCUUAAAGAGGAGCCUGUGUGUAACUACAGGGGUCACUCGGGCCGAUUAUUGUGUGUGCAGUGGUCCACUGUUCACCCAGACCUAGUCUGGACCGGUGGAGAUGACUUCACCCUCCAUGAAUGGGCCGUAUCCAAGCAGGAGUACAUCACACCUCCGAAGAGUAAGAAACGGGCUGAGAUGGAGAAAAAAAGAGCACCGCAGAAAAAGUCCAAGAAGAAAAAGAAGGCACCAGAAAAAGGAGGAAUGAAGGCAGAAGAAAGGGAAUUGCCUUUAGGUGAAGAAAUUAAAGGAGCAGUAGGCAGUGGAGCAGAAGAGGGCCAAUCAGACAAUGACGAGGAGGAAGAAGAGAGGGAGAACACAGACGAUCCAUCCGUCAUGGGCUGGUCCAGAGAGAGCAGUGUGGACAUACGUGGCACUGAGAGGGUUCGGAAUGGAGAGAAAUUCAGCCAUCCAGUUAAAAGGGAGGUCAAAGAGGAGAAGAAAAGAGAGAAACCAGAUCUGUCUCUAAAAAAGAGAAAGCCACGCUCCAUUCUGCCAUUGAGUACUUCUAUGGAUCACCGACCCAAAGAGGAACUUCAACAGGACUGUCUGACACUCGCAACUGUAAGAUUCUCACAUGCGCAAAGCGGAGCAUGUGUUCCAGGAUCUGGAGAUCAUAUUCAGCUUGGCCUGUUCACAGACAGGGAUGCCCUCUACAGGAUGUUUCAGGAGGAAGAGGAGAGCCAUGUGGAUGCUGGUCAUUAUGACUCAAUGGUUUAUCUGAGGCUGUGGAAAGGAGAUCUGAUUGGAGCAAUAAAUCUUGCAGCGGAGAAAGGAGAACUGACUGACCAUCUCAUCAGUUUAGCUCCAAUGGCUGGCUAUCAAGUGUGGGCUAGGACUGUAGAGGUGUAUGUGAAGCAGCUCUGCCACCACGAGCAGUUCCUCAAAGCAGCGUCACAUCUUGUCUCCAUCCAUAAACUCUACGAAGCCAUCAACCUUUUGAAAAGCCACCAGUUCUACAGGGAGGCCAUAGCUUUAGCAAGAGCCAGACUCCAACCGGAGGACCCCGUGCUGAAAGAUCUCUACAUGAACUGGGCUGCAGUGCUUGAAAAGGAUGGCCAUUACACUACUGCAGCAAAGUGUUACCUUGCUUCAGACUCCAGCUUUGAUGCAGCUAAAGUGAUUGCCAAGAAGGGGGAUAUGAUAUCACUAAGGACUGCAGCUAAUCUGGCGCAGAUAUCAGGAGAAAGCAAGCUUGCACAUUCUCUCUCUUUGAGGUGCGCCAAAGACUUGAUGCUCUUCCAGGACUGGGCUGCAGCACAGGAAGUCCUGAGGAUGCAAGACUCACUUCUGGGUCACAGACUGGUGUUCUGUAUUAAUGAAAUCCUCACUCAAAGACUGGCAGAUACAGAUGUGGUCACCUGGAGUGUGGCUUCUUCACACACCUGGUCUAAGUCCUGUGAUGAGAACUUCCUCUCCACGGUGCACAGAGUGUGGCAGAAUGAGUUUGGAGUAGCGGCUGCUGACCUGGCCAAAGUGAAAACGAUCCAUCAACAGCUGAGAGCUAUUGAGAAUCCUCCUGCCAGCACUAGUGUUCCUCUGAAGCAGAUCUUAUUUCACAUUUCAUUGGACGUGACACUGUGUGCUUUGAGUCAGCUCUUGUGUGAUUGGCCAUCUGUCGUAGAGGAUCUGCUGCGAGCUCUUACUCGAGGUUCUGAGGUGGGACACUUCACACUAAUGACGGAGAUGUGCCAGCUGCUUCUAACACAAGGUUUGGAGUCUGUGACGUUCUAUAAACAGAAACUAGACCCAACUGAUGAAAGAAGCUUGAUAAUUUCUCAAAGUGUGGAGGCGUAUGUCUGCUAUCAGCUCAUGUACAAGAAAUGGUGGAAGUACAGCGCUUUGAACAACGACACCAUCACCAAUGGUCACGGUUUAACAGAGAAGAACCACAGUGAAGUCAAAGCAAACUGUAAUGGAGAAGUUCAAUCGGAUGUUAUUUUCUCUGAGGGCUUCUGGAAGGUUCUUCUCUCUGAACCUCACGCCAAUCUUCAGGCCACCAAGAGAGCCAUAGCAGAGGUUCAGAGGAGAGUCAAUAGCCUCAUUCAGCAGCACAAUCAGUGUAAAGACACUCAUGAGAGCCCACAAGCACUUAGUACUUCUCAACCUGAAACCUCAGAGGGACAUGGAGGAUCUUUGAGUGGGAAAAGCAGUGAAUCCCUCUCUGCUCUGACUGCCCAGGUUGCUGAACACCACAAAGCACUCACUGCUAUUCCUGAGAUUUUCAAAAAAUACCCAUUUCCGGAUGUUAUGGAAUGUUGUAUAGUCCUGCUGCACAUGGGGAAACAUCUUACGCCGUUUCCACAGUACAUCUGCUCCAAGGCAACAACUUUGUUGCACAAAUAUGGAACUGCAGAAUCUCUCUGCAAAGCCUGGAAGAGGCUGACACAAUAACAGUUAUAGCACUUAGUGUUUUUGAUAAGCAAUUACUGUUGUUUGAUAUGUAAAAUUCACUUGACUAAUGUAAUAAAAAAAUUCCCCCACA
This is a messenger RNA of Puntigrus tetrazona (Sumatra barb), 4615 nucleotides long. It is a transcript of the gene gemin5, whose product is annotated as gem (nuclear organelle) associated protein 5. Bases 136 to 4524 code for a protein of 1462 amino acids. Gene Ontology annotation, molecular function: protein binding. The record is from RefSeq and is a predicted model, not a curated record. The transcript has 28 exons. Lineage: Eukaryota; Metazoa; Chordata; Actinopteri; Cypriniformes; Cyprinidae.